AUGUCCUGUUUCCUGUCCACUCGCCCGACACUCAGGAUCCCAAAUCCCAACAGCCCAAGCAUCGGCGCCAUGACGCGCGCCCCUGCCAUGGUUUUCGGAGGCCCUGGCCUCGCCCUUUCUGCUCUGGCGGACGAGGAGGCCUCCGACGCUGUGUCGCUCUCCCCGCCCGGCACUUCGGUACAAUCCAGCCUCUGGAGCCCUUUCAGUAUGAUUUCCAAGCCAGUCCCGUCGCCGGACGCGCCGAGCUCGGCGGCUGUUGCAGAGUGCCGAAACGAAGACGGCAAGAGGCUUGGCGGCUUAGUGGAGGCUUUCCUGACGGAGCUACAGCAGCGGCGCUCGCAGCAGAACGGCCGGGUGGAGGAGAACUGGCUGAAGGCGGCAGGAAGGCAAGGCGAAGCGCAGCUGAAAGAAGUCCUGGACAGUGCGUUCCGCGACUUUCGGGCGAGCCUCGACGCCGACAAUGCUCAGAUCGAAACUCCUGAGACACCAGCUGCCAUAGCACGGCACCGGCUCGUCAUCCAGAGCGGAGUCGGCCUGAAGCAGAAAAAUGUGGCAUUGGACACCUACAUAGGAAGAUGGCUGGAUGGUGCAAGCAAGGAGGGCGGCGAAGAGGUGGAGGAGACAGUGUCGGUGGUGACCAGCUUCAGCUUCACCGUGCCGGACGGGGUAGAGCCAGGUGUCACUCUCAAGGUGUCCGCUCCGGAUGAAGUGGUGCUCCGCAUCCCUCUACCGAACAAUGUGGUAGGUGGUGACCAGAUGGUCAUGGAGAAGAAUGACAUUGGCAAAUGGGGUAUAAAGCAUGUCAUUCGCGGAGAGUGCGACGCCUCUCAACUGAUGCAGUCCUUAGAGUGCCUGCAGAAGACGCCGCAAGACGUCGCACAGGAUUUGUGCCAACCACAUGUCUGCAGGGUCGCACUGAAGACCAGCAAGGGCCUUCUCAAGAUGAGGGUGGUCCCUGGCUGGGCUCCAUUGGGUGCCCAGCGGUUCUUGCAGCUGGUAACGGACAAGUACUACACAGAUCUCGCCGUCUAUCGCGCAGUGUCGAGUUUUUUGGUUCAGUUUGGCGUCACGGGCGACAUGGAAAGGAGCUCCAAGUACCAGGCCCUCGAAGACGACGAGCUGAGGGGAGUGCCUAUCCUGGAGGGCAUGGUGUCCUUCGCAGCAGCCGCACCGGACUCCCGCGUAGCAACCGUCUGCAUCUUCCUGGACGAUUUCCCACAGCUGGGGAAGAAUCGCUGGGAAACGCCCUUUGGCAGAGUCGACGAGGAGUCCUUGCCAGUGCUACACAAGCUCUUCACAGGGUAUGGCGACAUGCCCCAGUGUGGUGGCACAGGCCCUGACCCAGUCCAAAUUUUGGAGCAGGGGAACGACUACAUCCGGCAGAACUUCCCACAGUGCGACUUUGUCGAGUCCGCGGAGUGGCUGCAGUGA
This is a messenger RNA of Symbiodinium sp. CCMP2592, 1431 nucleotides long. The record is from the annotation of a GenBank genome assembly. NCBI's taxonomy places the organism in Eukaryota, Dinophyceae, Suessiales, Symbiodiniaceae.